This is a messenger RNA of Salvia splendens (bonfire salvia), 2035 nucleotides long. Its product is annotated as E3 ubiquitin-protein ligase XBAT33. Gene Ontology annotation, molecular function: protein binding. The transcript is spliced from 10 exons. Bases 245 to 1801 code for a protein of 518 amino acids. The record is from RefSeq and is a predicted model, not a curated record. NCBI's taxonomy places the organism in Eukaryota, Viridiplantae, Streptophyta, Magnoliopsida, Lamiales, Lamiaceae.
AACUUUGGAUUCAUACUCAAUGAAUUCAGUUAAUCUAUGGAUAUUUAAGAGUAGUUUUAUGCAGUUUGUUGCUUUAAGAGGAAAAAAAGGAGAAUGGUAUAAUGACAGUUGACCUAAUUUAUGUAAUCAUGUUUCUUCAAUUAUAACUCUCCUCUCCAACACCAGACAAAACCAUCAUCACCACGUAUUACAAAGAUUUAGAGUCAAUCAAAUCAACUGGUUCCUCAAUCUUUGUCGACCAGGAAUGGGGAAUUCGUUUGGCUGCUCAGCUUCAGGAGAAAGAUUGGUCUCCGCAGCGAGAGAUGGGGAUUUUGUUGAGGCGAAGAUGCUUUUGGAUUGCAAUCCGCACCUUGCAAAGUACUCAACUUUCGGUGGCUUGAACUCUCCUCUUCAUUUCGCUGCCGCCAAGGGCCACACUGAGAUUGUGGCAUUGUUGCUACAGAACGGGGCUGAUGUCAAUUCAAGGAAUUAUUGUGGACAGACAGCUCUGAUGCAAGCGUGUCGAUAUGGACAUUGGGAAGUUGUUCAAACUCUUCUUCUCUUUAGAUGCAAUGUUACUAGAGCAGAUUAUCUUAGUGGAAGGACUGCUCUCCAUUUUGCAACUGUCAAUGGACACGUGCGAUGCAUGCGAUUGGUGCUCAGUGAUUUUGUUCCAAGUGCUCUGUUCGAGCCUCAGAAUGCCCAAACAGUUAGUGACGGAAGUGAUGGUUCUAAUAGUAAAACCAGUGCUCUCUCUAAGUUUGUAAACAAGGCUGCAGAUGGUGGCAUUACUGCUCUUCAUAUGGCUGCGUUGAAUGGAUAUUUUGACUGUGUUCAGCUCCUACUUGACCUUCACGCCAGUGUAUCAGCUGUGACAUUUCAUUAUGGCACAUCGAUGGAUUUGAUAGGGGCUGGGAGCACUCCUUUGCACUAUGCUGCAUGUGGAGGACAUAUAAAGUGCUGCCAGAUCCUUCUUGCUAAAGGUGCUAGUCGUUUGUCGCUAAACUGCAACGGAUGGCUGCCUAUUGAUGUCGCAAGGAUGUGGGGGCGUCAUUGGCUUGAGCCACUGCUGGCGCCUAAUUCUGAUUUGCCACUCCCAAGUUUUCCACAUUCUAAUUAUUUAUCACUUCCACUUCUGAGUGUCCUAAAUAUAGCUAGAGACUAUGGAUUGCAGUCCUCAGCUACUGGGUCAGAUGAUACGGAUAUCUGUGCUGUUUGCCUCGAGAGAGCUUGUAGCGUGGCUGCUGAAGGAUGUGCACACGAACUGUGUGUAAGAUGUGCUCUCUACCUUUGCUCAACCUGUAACAUUCCUUCGGAAUCUUCAACACCUCCUGGUUCCAUUCCUUGCCCCUUCUGCCGGCACGCCAUUCUAUAUUUUGUCAAAAUACCCGGUUCUUCAUCUAAAGACAUAAAACUGCCCUUAUCCCUCGGCUUAUGCACCCCCUGCAUGCUUCAUCCAAGAGAACGCGAGCAGGACACCACAUCAGAGGCUGCUGGCUCACCCGACACGAGGAAGAAUCGUGUUGCCUCUGUCUCUUCAGAUAUGUUCUGUCCGGUCACUUGUAGUCUGUUUCCUUCGGUGACUAUCCCGUUGUGUACGUGCAACGAAGGCCCUUGCCCUGAAUUUGAUUCCAGAGAAAGAGAACCUCCAGAAGAGUCUCCUCCUCCUCCUCCUCAUCAUCCACAGCCUGAACCAAGGGAACGGGAAAAACUGGAGGGGGUGAGAUCAGAGAGAACGACAUGUUCGAAUAUGUUCUGGGGUAGAAGAAGCUGCAGUAGGGAGAAUCAAUGCAAUGCUGAGAUCAACGCAGGAAUGCUUUGAAUUGGUAAAUAUUUUGGAAUUUGAUUCUGGGCUUGAGAUUGUAGGCCUUAGGUUUUUGGUUUCUUACACUUGUAUUUCUGGUUGGUAGACAGUUUGAUAGGUCUGUAAAGAAAGUUGGUAGGACAGAAUAGGAUUGAAUAUCUACCAUUGUGGUUGAAAUUUAUGUAAGAACCACGAUACUCAAUGAUUCGCUGAUUGCUAUCUUCCCUAAAUACUCGAUAAUUAAAACAGUAA